Messenger RNA from Ictidomys tridecemlineatus (thirteen-lined ground squirrel), 1430 nucleotides. It is a transcript of the gene Ethe1, whose product is annotated as ETHE1 persulfide dioxygenase. Gene Ontology annotation, cellular component: mitochondrion. Gene Ontology annotation, molecular function: sulfur dioxygenase activity. Gene Ontology annotation, biological process: hydrogen sulfide metabolic process; glutathione metabolic process. Lineage: Eukaryota; Metazoa; Chordata; Mammalia; Rodentia; Sciuridae. The record is from RefSeq and is a predicted model, not a curated record.
CUCCUCCCACGCCGGCGUGGACGCAUGCGCAGUUGCAGCCGGCAGAAGCUGCGGCAGGGGAAGACGGAAUGGAAGGAAGGGGUGGGUGAGCCUGGCAGACAAGUUCACCAUCAAGCGCAGAGCUGACGGCCCAAGAACCGCGAUGAGAAAACUGAAAUGCAGAGAAAGAACAAUUUUCAGCCCAAGAUCUCAGCUCUGAGAAGGAUGAAGCCAAGGUUUCUUCUAACUUUUAGGACAUCUGACAGCUGAGCCUACAGAAACCCCAGAGGGCCUUCAAGGGUCAGAUAUGAGUGCCCCGGAGCGGCUCGUUGUCUUCCUGGGUCUCUGACACCUCCCUGCGUCCCCCACCCGGUCUGCAGCUGCACGCCCCGCCCUCCCUCCGCGCUGGAGCCCGCGGCCCCUUUAAGGCAGGCCCCGCCCCCCGCCCGCCCGGCUCUCAGGGUCAGCCCUGGAGCGUCGGGCUGUGGCGGGUGCUUUGCCUGGGCUCCGCUUGGACCCUGGCCUGGGGCGCGAUGGCAGCGGCGGCCCUAAGGGUUGCUAGGCGGCAGCUGAGCCAGCACAGCGGGUCUGGAGCCCCCAUCCUCCUGCGGCAGAUGUUUGAGCCGAAAAGCUGCACCUAUACCUACCUACUGGGUGACAGAGAGUCCCGGGAGGCCAUUCUGAUCGACCCGGUCCUGGAGACAGCACCCCGGGAUGCCCAGUUGGUCAAGGAGCUGGGGCUGCGGCUGCUGUACGCUGUGAACACCCACUGCCACGCAGACCACAUCACAGGCUCAGGGGUGCUCCGGUCUCUACUUCCUGGCUGCCAGUCUGUCAUCUCCCGCCUUAGUGGGGCCCAAGCUGACCUGCACAUUGAGGAUGGCGAUUCUAUCCGCUUUGGACGCUUUGCCUUGGAGACCCGGGCCAGCCCUGGCCACACCCCAGGCUGUGUCACCUUUGUCCUGAACGACCUCAGUAUGGCCUUCACUGGAGAUGCCCUGCUGAUCCGUGGAUGUGGGCGGACAGACUUCCAGCAAGGCUGUGCUAAGACCUUGUACCACUCAGUCCACAAAAAGAUCUUCACACUUCCAGGCAACUGUCUGGUCUACCCUGCUCAUGAUUACCAUGGACACACAGUGUCCACCGUGGAGGAGGAGCGGACUCUGAACCCUCGGCUCACUCUCAGUUGCGAGGAGUUUGUUAAGGUCAUGGACAAUCUGAACUUGCCUAAACCACAGCAGAUAGACAUUGCUGUUCCAGCCAACAUGCGCUGCGGGGUCCAGGCGCCACCUUCCUAACCUGUUUCUGUCAGGUGCUUAUGUCCAUCAAGAAUGCACUCGGUGGAGCGAGGGGAGAGGGGUCACCACUAGACCUCUGUCCCCUCCCAUCCUACCCCCAUCAGCCCCUCAAACUUCUUAAAUAAAAAGUAUUUUUUUUCCUUUCGUCAUGAA